Acytostelium subglobosum LB1 is the source of this 1932-nucleotide messenger RNA. RefSeq lists its product as hypothetical. Gene Ontology annotation, cellular component: cytosol. Lineage: Eukaryota; Evosea; Eumycetozoa; Acytosteliales; Acytosteliaceae. The annotation marks the transcript as partial. Gene Ontology annotation, biological process: regulation of Golgi organization. The transcript is spliced from 7 exons. The record is from RefSeq and is a predicted model, not a curated record.
GAUAGAAGAAGAAAAAGAAUAAGAAUGUUACAAGAACAACAGGGUCCUAGACAUACAGAGAUACUGUUGAGAAAGGAGGAUAGCGAAGGAAAGAGAAAGGCGUUGAAGGAGAAGUUUGUAGAGAUAUAUGAAGCGUUCUUUAAUGGAGAGGAUCCGUCAAAGGAUCAACCAUCAUUCUGGGAGCAACUGUUCUUGAUCAAAGUCAACAUACCAUUCCUCGAGCGAUGUAUCAUCCUGACAUCCGAAGAUCACCUCUUGGCAUUGAAGCCCAACAUCAACAAGAUCUUCACUCACUGUUGUCAAUGGCUAAGGAACUCUGAUGCAAUUAGGAUAACUCAUAUUCUCGAGACAUUGAGUGUAUUCCUCAAGAGUAUCUUUAGAAAGAAGUUCAACAACUUUGGAUUCGAUAUACUUAACAUCUUGUGUGGCAUCGAUGCUGCUGAUAUAGUGUUCAAAGAACUGAUCACUGACUUGCAAAGUCUACUCAAGCAUUCAGAGGUCAAGAUUAGAAUUGGAUCAAUCAACUUGAUCAAUAUUAUUGUGACAGCAACAGAGUUUAUCAAUCAGAAUACAUUGCUUCAGUUCUUUAUGGUUGUAGACCUCUUCCCCUCACUUAUGGACGCGAUCGUUGAUGUUGGCAUACCAAAACCAUCAAGAUUCCAUGCGCUCACAAUCCUUGUAUACCUGUCCAACUUCCAGAAAUACGAGAUACAGAACCCUUACAACAAGAGUCUAGCAGCACUGGCCGAUGCUGAUAAACUCAAGGGAUUGACAGAGUUGAUCGCAGGCGGACUAGAUGAUCAAUGCAAGUUCUACUCUGAGCAGUAUGGCGAACCAAACCAGACCAUGAUGUCAAGAAUGAGUGGAUAUCUGAGCAGCUGGGUCUACACUCCCGUCACAGUCAAGCCAUGCUCAUCAAGCGACACUGGAUCAUGCCUAAUGAUAUUGUAUGAGCUAUGUUACCAAAGCGAAGCAUUUGUACGAUUGUUGACAUCAGGUGGUCUUACCUCACAUAACAACUGCCCCGACAUCAUCCGUCACUUCCUGGUCUACUGUGGUUAUCUAUCAUCAGACACUCUCAAAGAGUCCAAGAUCCUCUUCACCAAACUCUGUCUCAACAUCCUCAUAUGCAUGUCAGAGAGACGUGAGCUCGAGGACUACUUCCACGAUGUAAAGACCACUUGCUACAUAUUCAUUUAUUCAAAGAAAUCAUUGUAUCCUGAUCCAAAGGAAUUGGAGAAGAGUCCAUUGUCAUGUCAUGUGGUCGAUGUCAUCAAUCAGUUUAUCAAGUGCAAUCUAAAGGGCAAGUUGCCUGCAGACAUCCAUCAAAAGUGUGUCAACUGCAUUCAACGUAUUGUUGCCUACAAGAAGAAGACACAGUCCAGACUGCCAAUCAAAUGGAUAGACACUUGGUCCACUCUCUUCUCAUUCCUAUCCUCAUUGUCUGCUUCGGACAAAUCACUUCAUACUGAACUGUUGCCAGUUGGAAUUGAUACGAAUGAACAGACUAUCAACAUAUUCAACUUGUUUGUAAACUAUGGAGACUUAUUCUUGCCACAACCAAGCGACUAUGAUGACCUGUUCUAUGAGAUUGUUAGGGCGAGCCAGAUCAUUGAUACAUUCUCUGCGAUUGUGCAGAUGGAGGACCCCACCGGACAACUGAUGAACCAUCUACUCAACAUCAAAACGAUCACUCAACACUUUAACGGCAUCAUCCAGACGUGGACUACAGAGCAUCCCGAGGUAUCCCUCGUGUCGGAGCAAGUCAUCAAACUGAUCAAAGAGAACUACGACACAUUGAAGCUCAAGCUUCAAGAGAACCUCGACCAGUAUGAGAGAUUUGUAGAGAGUUCCAAAGAGGCCAGUUUCUACAGGAACCUGGUGCGCUUCCUUGUACAGGACACCAAGACCAAUCUCAAUUCACUCAAUCUU